Myzus persicae (green peach aphid) is the source of this 877-nucleotide messenger RNA. RefSeq names its product actin-related protein 2/3 complex subunit 5-like protein (gene Arpc5). Gene Ontology annotation, cellular component: cytoplasm; actin cytoskeleton; Arp2/3 protein complex. Bases 260 to 715 code for a protein of 151 amino acids. The record is from RefSeq and is a predicted model, not a curated record. The transcript has 4 exons. Gene Ontology annotation, biological process: Arp2/3 complex-mediated actin nucleation; cell migration; regulation of actin filament polymerization. NCBI's taxonomy places the organism in Eukaryota, Metazoa, Arthropoda, Insecta, Hemiptera, Aphididae. Gene Ontology annotation, molecular function: actin filament binding.
GAUGCGUGGCAAAUGUACGGGAGCUGUGGAGGCAUGGACAACAAUGUUAAAAAUUGUAUUUUAUUGUAUCAAGAUUUUCAGGAAGAAAUUGGAAUGUAUCGGUUCAACAGCCAGCGAACAAUAAAUUACAUAUAGUGCGAAAUGUAUCGAUCCGUAUCCAUCGGAUUCUGAUUUCAAUACGCAUCGAAUUUUUCUUCUUGAAAAUCUUGAAUAAAUCAACAACUAUUUGCUCAAAAAUUCACAAGUUUGGAAAUACACAAUGUCUGAAAACACAAGAAGUUCAGCGUUCCGGAAAAUUGACGUCGAUCAAUUCAAUGAGAAUUUCAAAGAAGACGAACAACCCGAAAGUCAAUCGACAACUGCCAUUCCAGAUGAAUCUGAAAUUACAACUAUGAUUAACCAAGGUCGUUUUGCUGAUGCUUUAAUAACGGCAUUGAAAAAUGCGCCUUUAGGAUCAAAAAAUCAACAAUUAAGGGACAAUGCCUUAAAUGUUGUAAUGAAAGUUCUUCUGGCCACCAAACUAUCUCAAAUAGAUGAAGUUGUUGCUCAGUUAGAUGUUGACAUGAUAGAUAUUCUUAUGAAGUAUAUUUACAAAGGAUUUGAAAAGUCAACUGAGAAAAAAAGCAGUCAUCUUCUUAUGUGGCAUGAAAAAGCCUAUGCACUUGGCGGAGCUGGUAGUAUAAUCAGAGUGCUUACUGACCGCAAAAGAGUGUAAUCUAACUAACAAUUUAUUUAAUUUUUAUUGAAACCAUAACACGCAAACAUCAAUGUUAUAAUGUCAAAAAAUGUACUUGGUACUUCAUAAUUAUUAUUAUUAUUUAAGCAUCAGCAUUUAAUUUUAUUAAGGUAUUAUAAUAAAAUGUUUUCUCAAAUAGUA